UUGUUGCCUGUUUUAUUGGGAGCGGCAAGAAGCUGCUAGAAAAUGUCUCCUGCUCGCUGUGUUUGAAAGAUGCUAUAAAAGCACCCUAAAACUCAGUGCUGUUGUUAAAUGGUUGGACUUCAAGCUUCUUGGAAGUGUUGCCUGUCAAUAGGACCUCUUGGAGCAAACUGUAGCUUGUCUCCUGAGCUCUGUGCUGCUGCCAGGUGCCUUUGUAGUGCCUGGCUGCAGUGGUUUGAUCUUUCCUGGCAGCUUGUGUGGCCACUUUGUUCGCUGGCAGCUGGUGCCCUGCAAGGGCAGCCAGCGUAUCAUAUCUGCACUUCUCUCUGCAGCUGCUGCACAAAGCAGAGCUUUUUGCAUCUUCUGCGAUCUGCAUUGGAAACCACUUCUUCAGGGGCUACCUGCUGUUUGGGCUGUCCAACACUCUGCUUUGCGUGCAGCUCUCAGAUCAGAUUAGGCCUUGUGGUGAUGCAGUAGGUACUGAGAACUGCUGUGCCACCCUGGUUUUUGCUUACAGAUGCAGUUUCUGUUGCGGCUGUGCCAGACCUUGCUUUGCAGCCACACUGAUAGUUCCUUGCCCAUGAUGACUGUGGUCAUUCUCUGUCACACCAGGAGACAUCCAGCCAGAGGAGGAGCUGCUCUCUGUAUCAGCUCCUUCAUCCCUUCUGGUAUGGUCAUGCCAGAGCCCCUUCAGACUCCCACAUCAUAAGCCUGUGCCUCAGGUCUCCUAUACUGGUUGCUCCAGUGCCCACCAGCCCUUCCCACUUCACUAGAACCAGUGAGACUUGUGUCUACAUGUCCCCUCAGCAGCCCUUCACACCUUGUGUCCCUGUGAACUCCCACCAGCCUUUCCCACCUUACUGGUAUCAGCAGGGCUCUGUCCCUCCAGGCACCAGCUGUGAUGCCAUCCCCUUCUCAUUCCACUGCUGCCAUGGCCACCAAGCAGAAGGCCCAGCAGGACGGGAGUGCUGGGGCAAGGGGUAGAAAUGUUGAGGUUGCCCUCCCUGUUGGGACUACUGAUGUUGCUGGCAUCCUCUGCUGCGCCACCAGUGCCUCCCGUGGGCAGCCCCCUAUCCGACGGUGAGUACCAGCUCUUCUUCUCCAGCCUGUGGCCAACCUGGAAGGCCCAAGCAUCCUGCCACCUACGACAGACCUUCGGCUGCCUCAGCCCUGCAGUCCUGCGGCUGGACGAGCAGGAGAACCAUGGCCAGGUCCCCGAAGGACCUGUCUGCUCUGCCUUCCCUGAGGCACCAUGGUUUCAGACCUUCUGCCAGUUCGCCCAGUAUCGCUGCUCCAAGCGCAAAUUCUAUGUAAAGCGAAUCCCAUGUCCAAGUUUUAUUCCAAAAGGCCUUCAGCAGCAACCUUACGAUGCGGACUUCUGGACAAAAGAUGGAAGCUCUCCUACAGAAGCAGCACCAGAGAAGCGGCCUCUUUCUCCUGCUGACCGCCACCUGCACUCCAACGUGGACAUGCUCCUGAAGUACUCCUAUGCACUGUCAAGUCAGAAACCACAGAUGCAGAAGAUCCCACCAGCCAUGCCAGUAUUGCCCAGACCCGUGAAUGACAAGGGCCCAGCUGUACCACCAACUGUCAAGCCGGUCCCACUUGCCCCUGCCCCCUUGCAACCCCAUGCCUGGGCAGAGAGCACUUGGGAGCACCGCCUGCAGCGUGGCGUCUGGCAGCUCAUCAGUACGGCGCUCUCCCUGGAGACCCAGGCUGGCACAGAGGUCCCUGCCACCGCUUCAGAACUGGGGAGCAUGACCAGCGGCACAAAGGAGAGCAUGAAGAACAUGGCCCUCCCUGGCAGUCUUCUUGCCCUGAAGAGGAAGGAAGCAGUGAUGAUCCUGUGCUAUGCAGUGCUGGAGGGAGUCUGUGUCUCCUCAGUUGUCACCCUGGCAUGGAAGGAGUUGGAAGAAAAAAUCCUUGGGUUUGGAAAUUCGGUGUGUGACAGCCUUGGGCGGCGUCAUGUGGACCUAUGCCCUACCUGUGCUUUCUGCUCACUGAAAAUGGAGCAGUGCCAGAGCAUCUACAAUCUGAGGCGCGUUCACUGCAAGUCAGGUGGCUUCAUCGCAUACAUCAACCCUCAGAUCUCAGCCCAGCAUCAGGCUGCAGGCAACAAGACCAGCUUCCCAGAGUCCUCGGAGUACUUUGGCACACAGGUUUACAGAGGCCUGCGACCAGAGUACUGGUGCAGUCUGAUAGCCACCCAGGGCUGCGAUGACCCUCGUGUGAUGCUCUGGCUGCAGGCAGAAUAUACAACCUUCCGAGCGGGGGAUCUCCCAAGCAAGGUGAUUCGCCGUGGCUGCUUCACAAACCAGACCUACCACGUUCUGAGUGAGGAAGAGGGAAAGGAGGAAGUAAGGCGCUGGCACCAGAGGUUCCUCAGCCUCAAUGAAGGAUGAAGUGCAGUAGUGGGCAACAUACAAGGGGUGCAGGACAGCAGAGGAGGCUGAGUGGAAUUGUGGCAGUGCGGAGAACCCAAACAGCUCUUUCCAGGCUCCAUGUCAGCCAGUCAGCUGUCUGUGGUCACUGAGCACCUACUCUGCAUCCUUGACACCAGCACAUCAGGAGGGGAGCUGCAUCCAACAGCAUUUCACCUUGUUGCCCACUGAAACUCCUCUUGAAAAGGUUUUCUCCAGAUGGAGCCUGGGAAAGGUGCUGGCCCCAGUAUAUGGAUUUAGAACCACCUGCAUGAAGUCCCCAGGAACCCUUAGCCUUCCUGACCCUGCCCGCUUACAUCAAUCAGUAGCAUUAUCAAGGCUGAAUGGUAUUUUAUAAAGAGCCCAUAAACCUGAUUUGCUCCUUUC
Molecule: messenger RNA, 2804 nt
Organism: Coturnix japonica (Japanese quail)
Lineage: Eukaryota; Metazoa; Chordata; Aves; Galliformes; Phasianidae
Source: RefSeq, a predicted model, not a curated record